AUGAGCAUCUACAUCAUACCAGUGACAGUGCAGGCACAAGAAAAUUUCUUCGGUCUCUUGGAGUUGGUAAGACAUCACAUGGAGUACUGCUCUCACCUCUGGGCUGGAGCACCCCAGUGCCAACUUCUUCCUUUUGACCGAAUUCAACAUCGUGCAACUCGAAUGGUUGACGAUACCGAUCUUACCUAUAGGCUUGAUACUCUAGUCCUUCGGAGAGACGUUGCUUAUCUUAGCGUCUUUUAUCGCAUUUACUAUGGGGAAUGCUCUGAGCAGCUCAUCGGGCUACUACCUGCAGCUCAAUUCCACCAUCGCACUGCACGUCACGGGUUGCAAUACCAUCCGCACCACGUUGACAGCUGGAAGUCAACCACAGUGUACUUUAAAAGGAACUUUCUGCCACGCACCACCACCCUGUUGAAUUAG
Messenger RNA from Danaus plexippus (monarch butterfly), 423 nucleotides. RefSeq lists its product as uncharacterized. Bases 1 to 423 code for a protein of 140 amino acids. NCBI's taxonomy places the organism in Eukaryota, Metazoa, Arthropoda, Insecta, Lepidoptera, Nymphalidae. The record is from RefSeq and is a predicted model, not a curated record. The transcript is spliced from 2 exons.